Messenger RNA from Populus trichocarpa (black cottonwood), 2452 nucleotides. Its product is annotated as receptor protein kinase-like protein ZAR1. Gene Ontology annotation, biological process: protein phosphorylation. Gene Ontology annotation, molecular function: protein binding; ATP binding; protein kinase activity. The record is from RefSeq and is a predicted model, not a curated record. Bases 216 to 2174 code for a protein of 652 amino acids. The transcript has 2 exons. NCBI's taxonomy places the organism in Eukaryota, Viridiplantae, Streptophyta, Magnoliopsida, Malpighiales, Salicaceae.
CACGUUCCCAUGUGGCUCUGUGCUCUAUCGCCAACCUCGAUUUUCCCAACUCCAAACAAGUUCAAAACUUUGAAAUCCCAAGACCUCCACUUCUCCGCACUUCUUCUUCUUCCUCGCACUGAACCACUCGCUCUCUUCGGCAACUCUUCGUUGCAAAAUCUCCUCUUCAAUCUCUCUCUCAAAAGAUUAGAAUUCAAAACUAAAACAGAACAAACAUGGCCGUAAUCCCUUUCAAAGUCACAGCCUGUCUCAUUCUAUUUACCUUCACUAACCUUCCACUCCUGUCCUCUCUAAACACUGAUGGCCUAGCUCUCCUAGCCCUCAAAGCCGCAAUCACUGCUGACCCGACGGACACUUUAGCGUCUUGGUCGGAAACUGACCCAACCCCAUGUCACUGGCAUGGUAUCACUUGCAUUAACGACAGAGUCACUUCUCUUUCACUCCCUGACAAAAACUUCACUGGUUACAUACCCUUUGAACUCGGCCUUCUUGGCUCGCUAACUCGACUCACUCUCUCUCGCAACAACUUCUCUAAAUCCAUACCUUCACAUCUCUUCAACGCAACAACUCUCCGCUUUCUUGAUUUGUCUCAUAAUUCUCUCUCAGGUCCAAUUCCUGCCAAUGUUGUAUCUUUAGAAGCCUUAACCCACUUGGAUUUAUCUUCUAAUUGUCUAAAUGGGUCUCUCCCUGCAUCUUUGAAUAAGCUAAAAAGCUUAACAGGAGCUUUAAAUUUGUCAUACAAUUCAUUUUCUGGUGAGAUUCCAGGGUCUUAUGGGUUCUUUCCAGUAAUGGUGAGUUUAGAUUUAAGACACAAUAAUCUUAGUGGCAAAGUGCCUUUAUUUGGGUCGUUAGUGAACCAAGGGCCUACUGCAUUUGCAGGAAACCCAAGUCUUUGUGGGUUUCCUUUACAAACUGCAUGUCCUGAAGCUGUUAAUAUCACAGUUAGUGAUAAUCCCGAGAACCCGAAAGACCCAAAUCCUGUUCUUUUUCCUGGGAGUGUUGGGAAAGUGAAAGUCAAAACAGGGUCAGUUGCAGUUCCCUUAAUUUCGGGCUUCUCGGUGGUGAUCGGUGUUGUUACAGUAUCCGUGUGGCUGUAUCGGAAAAAACGGAGGGCAGAUGAGGGUAAAAUGGGAAAAGAGGAAAAGAUCGAGAAGGGUGACAAUAAUGAGGUGACUUUUAACGAGGAGGAGCAAAAGGGUAAAUUUGUGGUGAUGGAUGAAGGGUUUAAUAUGGAAUUAGAGGAUUUGUUGAGGGCAUCUGCGUAUGUGGUGGGGAAGAGUAGGAGUGGCAUAGUGUACAAGGUGGUCGUGGGUGGGGGUGGGUCUGGUACGGCGAUGCCUACGGUUGUUGCUGUGAGGAGGCUUAGUGAAGGUGAUGCCACAUGGAAGUUGAAGGAGUUUGAGUCUGAGGUUGAAGCAAUUGAGAGGGUCCAUCAUCCUAAUAUUGCAAGGCUGAGAGCUUAUUACUUUGCUCAUGAUGAGAAGUUGCUGGUCUCUGAUUUUAUCCGCAAUGGAAGCCUGUACUCUGCUCUGCAUGGAGGACCCUCUAACACUUUGCCAGUGCUAUCAUGGACGGCAAGGUUGAAAAUUGCUCAAGGAACUGCUAGGGGUUUAAUGUACAUACAUGAGCAUAGCCCUCGAAAGUACGUUCAUGGCAACUUAAAAUCAACAAAAAUUCUGCUUGACGAUGAACUCCAGCCUUACAUCUCUAGUUUUGGGCUCACUCGUCUUGUUUGGAAUAGCUCAAAAUUCGCAACUUCAGCAUCGAAAAAGCAGUAUCUAAACCAAACCAUUUCCUCUGCAAUGGGCUUGAAAAUCUCAGCGCCGUCCAACAUUUACUUGGCACCAGAAGCUCGAGUCUCUGGCAGCAAGUUCUCUCAGAAAUGCGAUGUGUACUCAUUUGGAAUUGUACUGAUGGAACUUUUAACUGGUCGGCUACCUGGUGCAGGAUCAGAAAAUGAUGGUGAAGGACUAGAGAGUCUGGUGAGGAAGGUCUUUCAAGAGGAACGACCCUUGUCUGAGAUUAUAGACCCGGCACUCUUAAGUGAGGUUCAUGCAAAGAAACAGGUCAUCGCAGUGUUUCAUAUUUCACUCAAUUGCACUGAACUAGACCCCGAGUUGCGUCCUAGGAUGAGAACUGUGUCUGAGAGUCUUGACCGCAUCAAAUUGCAUUGAAGAAGGAGACGUAAGACCCUUGUAAAGAUUUUUUUCCAGCUGUGACUGAUGCUGACGCUGGUUUGAUUUGAUGGUCCCCUCCAUGCUCUAGAGGGGACUGGAUGUCUUAUUAGACAGAUUAUUCGAAGCUAAUGUUCUCAUGUGAUGACUUCUGUCCAUCUGGACCUGUUUCUGGUUUCUGGUUUCUGCAUGACUGUUAUCAGGUAUCUUAUCUGUGGUAAAAUAUCUUAGCAAAUCUUGAUGAAGUACAAGGAGUUACGAACUUCCAAAACGAAAAA